AUGUCAGACACAGCCAGCAGCAGUACCAGUAGUAGUGUUACGUCACCUGCCACGUUAGUUGCCAUGUCAGACACAGUCAGCAGCAGUGCCAACAGUAAUGCCACAUCACCUGCCACGUCAGUUGUUAAUCCUGUCUCCAUCUUCAUCAUGGGUGAAAACCCAUCUUCACCAAAUUGCUUCCUCUAUGCCAACAUAGAAUCUGCUAAAACACUAGAAGAACAUGUUUCUAUUAGCAUCGUCGAAAAGCUUGCUCGCCACUCUGAUUUGCCUCCUGAGCGUUGUAUCUUCAAAGUGCAUGAAAAACUUCGAAAGAUAAAUCCAGAUGCAUAUGAACCAGCUAUUGUUGCAAUUGGUCCUUACCACCGAGGAAAAACUAAUCUCCAAGGGAUGGAAAAGAUUAAACUACACUACCUAAAAUCACUUCUUGUACGAAGGAAAGAGACAAGCGCAGAGAGAUACGUAAUUGCAAUGAGGGCACUGGAGGAAGAGGCACGGAAAUGUUAUGCAGAACCCAUCGGCGUCAGUUCAGAAGAAUUCGUGCAUAUGAUGCUUCUUGAUGGUUGCUUCAUCGUUGAACUGGUCCUGAAGUUGUCAAAAAACGUUACAAGAGAUGAAAAUGACCCUAUUUUCAGAACAGAUUGGAUGCCUUACUUCUUAGCGCUUGAUUUGUUUUUAUUCGAAAAUCAGGUUCCUUUUUUCGUUCUUCUCAAAUUAUAUGACUUGAUUGAGGGUCCAAAAGAAGAGCUCGUUAACAUUGCAUUGUCGGCCUUUAACCCCUUAUUUCAAGAUCUAUUGGUCUCCAGAUUUGAUAUGAAUUCUCUUCACAAAGUCCAACAUAUACUCGACUUACUACACAGUAGUAGAUGCCCUCCAUUUGGAAGGAUUGGGAAAAUAACGAGAAGUGAUUGGGAAAGCAUACAAUGUACAUCUCAACUUCAAAAGGCGGGAAUUAAGUUCAAGAAAGCUGAAGGCAGCAGCAACUUGUUUGAUAUUACAUAUUCUAAUGGGACAAUGAGAAUCCCACAUUUAACCAUUGAUGAUUACACAGAGUCCCUCUUCAGAAACCUCAUCGCGCAUGAGCAGUAUGGUGGUAGAAGUAUUGUUUGCUAUAUCACUCAUUACUGCAUGUUCAUGGAUUAUCUCGUUGACUACGCAGAGGACAUUAGUUCAUUGCGUCGUGAUGGAAUUAUCACAAACAGUCUAGGUGGUGAUGAAGUCGUUUCCACCAUGUUCAGCAAGCUUGGAUACAAUAUCAACAUCAAUCCCUAUCAUUUCAGCUAUGCUAACAUUUUCAAUGAUGUGAAUAAGCAUUGCAGGAAACGUCAACAUAUAUGGAUGGCCACAUUAAGGCAUGAUUAUUUCAAUAGUCCGUGGGCAAUCAUUUCCUUUCUUGGAGCCGUUCUAUUGCUUCUGCUUACUAUCAUACAAGCUGUAUUUGGUGUAUGUUCAUUUUUUGUUCACAAAUCUUAGGUUCCUUCGUCUCUUCACUUUUAGCAUAUAAUCCCAAAUAUGUAUAAUCUUAUAUUUUAACCAUUUGAAGUAAUAAAAUCCCAGACCACUAUCAAGGGAAAUUCAGGGAAACUUGUACUAUUUGUGGUUCGCUAUAUCAUAUAUAUUUUGAAG
Messenger RNA from Cornus florida, 1623 nucleotides. RefSeq names its product UPF0481 protein At3g47200-like. The coding region runs from base 1 to 1470 and encodes 489 amino acids. NCBI's taxonomy places the organism in Eukaryota, Viridiplantae, Streptophyta, Magnoliopsida, Cornales, Cornaceae. The transcript is spliced from 2 exons. The record is from RefSeq and is a predicted model, not a curated record.